AUGUCGCUAAUGUACGGGAAGGAAAAGGAUGCAGACCAUGAGAUAGACAACUCUUCCCAUCCCGGAUUCAUCUCCUUCUUUGCCAAGCUCCCACCAAAAUCUCCAGAGAAUGGCACACUACGUCUUUUCUUUCGAGGCGAGUACUACUCCGCGCACGGGCCAGACGCGCUCUACGUGGCGACGCACCUCUUCCGCACGAACACUGUCCUCAAGUACCUUGGACCCGGAGGCAGGAAUGGCCUACCAAGCGUGACGCUGAAUGAGGGGCAGGCGAAGUCGUUUCUGAGGGAUGCGCUGACGGCGAGGCAGCUCAAGGUAGAGAUAUGGGGGCCGGAGGCGGGCCAGGGGAAGAAGGCGACAAAGUUCAAGCUGGAUAAAGAGGCGUCACCAGGAAACCUACAAGCUGUCGAGGACCUCUUGUUCGUGAACACAGACAUACUCUCCGCGCCCAUCGUCAUGGCUAUCAAAAUCACGUCCUCACCUACUGCGCCCGGUGAGACAUCAAAGGCGCGAACGAAAACGAUUGGCAUCGCGUAUGCCGACACGAGCACGCGUGAGAUAGGCGUCGCCGACUUCGUGGACAAUGACCUGUACUCCAAUAUGGAGACUCUCAUCAUCCAGUUGUCGGUCAAGGAGGCGCUGAUACCAACAGGGACGAUUAAAGCCACGUCGGAGCGCGACUUCGAAUUGAAGAAGCUGAAGGAGGUGCUAGACCGCUGUGGAGUGGUCAUCACGGAGCGGAAGCCCAGUGACUUCACGGCCAAGAACAUCAAAGACGACAUGGUGCGCCUGCUGAGCCCGAGCUCAAUGCCCUCGACGUCAAGCGUCGACUCUGGGGUGGUCAUACCCGAACUCUCCCUCCCAGUUGCGCCUUCCGCGUUGUCUGCCCUCGUUUCGUACCUCUCCCUCCUCUCCGACCCGUCCAACCACGGCACGUUCAGCAUCCGCAUACAUGACUUGUCGCAGUACAUGCGGCUCGAUGCGAGUGCGUUGCGUGCACUCAAUCUUACUGAGGCUCCUGGGAACAUUGGCUCAAAUAAGAAUACGACGUUGUUUGGGUUGCUGAACAAGGGCAAGACAGCGCAGGGGUCGAGAUUGUUAGGGAGCUGGUUGAAGCAACCGCUUGUCAACCUGCAUGAGAUCAGGAAACGACAGAACCUCGUUGAAACCUUUGUCGAUGAUGCCAACGCCCGCAGAAUCUUGCAGGAUGACUACCUGAAGAUGAUGCCGGAUAUGCACCGCAUAUGCAAGAGGUUCCAGAAGUCUGUCGCCUCGCUUGAAGAUGUCGUGCGAGUCUAUCAGGCCGUUCUGAAGCUGGAAGGCUUCAUCACUGUGCUCGAGAGCGUCGACACGUCAAACGACGAGUAUAAGUUCCUGCUCGAAGAGACCUACCUCACCAAGUUCAAAGAGUUCAACAACAGCCUGUCCAAGUACGCCGAGAUGGUUGAGCAGACGCUGGACCUCGAUGAGCUCGAAAACCACAACUUCGUCAUUAAGCCGGAUUACGACGCGCGGCUGCAGGCACUCGCGGACAAGCUGAAGGAGGUGCGCGACGGGCUGGACGCGGAGCACAAGAAGACGGGGCGUGACAUCAGCCUCGAGCUUGAUAAAAAGUUGCACCUGGAGAACUCGCAGGUCUAUGGGUAUGUGUUCCGGGUGUCGAAGGGUGACGCGAAGUCGGUCACAGGCAAGAAGGGAUACAUCGAGCUGGGCGUCACGAAGGGCGGGAAUUUCUUCACUACGAAGGCAUUGAAGGAGCUUGCUGUCGAGUACCAGGAGACAACGGAGCAGUAUCAGAAGACGCAGAGCGGCCUCGUCAAAGAGGUCGUCAACAUCGCGUCGACGUACGCUCCGGUAUUGGAAUCGUGGAACAAUGUACUUGCGCAUCUUGAUGUGAUUCUACUCAGCUUCGCUCAUGUGGCAGUCAAUGCUCCUGAAGCCUACGUGAAGCCGAGUAUGCAGGAGAAGGGGGCUGGCAGCUUGGUCCUCAGAGACGCUCGGCAUCCGUGCCUCGAAGUUCAAGAUGACAUGAGCUUCAUCCCGAACGAUAUCGAGAUGAUCAAGAAUGAAAGCGAGUUCCAAAUCAUCACUGGGCCCAACAUGGGCGGCAAGAGCACAUACAUCCGACAGGCUGGCGUAAUUGCUCUCAUGGCACAGACUGGUUGCUUCGUACCAUGUUCAGAAGCUAGCAUACCCGUCUUCGACUCAAUCUUGUGUCGAGUGGGUGCCGGGGAUAGCCAGCUAAAGGGUAUCUCGACCUUCAUGGCUGAGAUGCUCGAGACUGCUACCAUCCUCCGAUCUGCUUCGAAGGAUUCGCUCAUCAUCAUUGAUGAGCUGGGACGAGGCACCUCGACCUACGAUGGCUUUGGCCUAGCGUGGGCCAUCUCAGAACACAUUGCAUCCGAGAUUCAUGCGUUUUGCUUAUUUGCGACCCACUUCCAUGAGCUCACCGCGUUAGACCACCAAAUCCCUCAUGUGAAGAAUCUACACGUGGUUGCACAUGUCUCCAAGUCUGAUGAGGGGACUCGGGACCGUGACAUCACGCUGUUGUACAAAGUAGACCCAGGCGUUUGCGAUCAAAGCUUCGGUAUUCACGUGGCCGAGCUCGCGAACUUCCCGGAGAACGUCGUGAAGCUCGCGAAACGAAAGGCAGACGAACUGGAAGACUUCAAUACCGAGAAACGUGGGGAACCCGAGCUUCCCGCUGAUGUCGUGGAAGAAGGUACCAAGAUUAUCGAAGAGUUGCUUCGGACAUGGGCCGCCAACACUUCCCAAGAAGAUGGUGAAGACAUCGUCAUGGCAGAUACUGAUGAUUCUGUUGCAAGCGCACAACUGGCGCAGCUCAAGAAGUGUGUCGAGCAGUUUCGACCGCAGAUUGAAGGCAAUGCGUGGGUACAGAGCGUCCUCGCUUCGCUGUGA
Molecule: messenger RNA, 2919 nt
Organism: Fomitopsis serialis
Lineage: Eukaryota; Fungi; Basidiomycota; Agaricomycetes; Polyporales; Fomitopsidaceae
Product: DNA mismatch repair protein
Exons: 24
Coding region: 1-2919 (972 amino acids)
Biological process (GO): mismatch repair; mitotic recombination
Cellular component (GO): nucleus; MutSalpha complex
Molecular function (GO): ATP-dependent DNA damage sensor activity; mismatched DNA binding; ATP binding
Source: RefSeq, a predicted model, not a curated record